Sordaria macrospora k-hell is the source of this 1725-nucleotide messenger RNA. RefSeq lists its product as uncharacterized. NCBI's taxonomy places the organism in Eukaryota, Fungi, Ascomycota, Sordariomycetes, Sordariales, Sordariaceae. The record is from RefSeq and is a predicted model, not a curated record. Gene Ontology annotation, cellular component: fungal-type vacuole membrane. Gene Ontology annotation, biological process: basic amino acid transport; transmembrane transport. Gene Ontology annotation, molecular function: basic amino acid transmembrane transporter activity.
AUGACUGGAAUCACAACAGGCCACUCAAACGGUGACCGGGUCGUCGCCGCUCCCGGAAGCAGUCGUCACGACGUCGACGAGACAACAUCACUCCUAAGCGGCACUACCCUCGAGGCCAACAAACCCAUCAACAAGGCCGUAGAAGACGGCAGUGACGACGUUGGCAGCACUGGUGAUGGCGAAAUAACCAUCGUGGCUGAUGAGCUGUCCACCACCCGUCUGGUCGUCAUUUUCGGCACAACUUGGGUGGGCGUCUUCCUCGGCGCCAUCGAUGCCAGCAUCAUCGCCACGCUGUCGGCCCCCAUCGCGAGCGAGUUCCAGUCCUUGAGUCUGCUGUCGUGGAUAGCUACCGCCUAUCUCAUUGCCAAUGCGGCCUGCCAGCCCUUAUCCGGUCGUAUGACCGACAUCUUUGGGCGCGGCCCCGGUUUGGUGUUUAGCAACGUUCUGUUCUCGCUAGGCAACCUCAUUUGCGGUGUAGCCAAGAAUGAGCAGACCAUGAUCCUCGGCAGAGUAAUAGCCGGAAUUGGGGGUGGUGGACUGAUGAGUAUUAGCACCUUUUUGGGAUCGGAUUUGGUUCCUUUGAGGAAGAGAGGUGUGGUUCAGGGUUUGGGUAAUAUUUUCUACGGAGCCGGUGCCAUGCUAGGCGGUGUUUUUGGCGGCUUCCUCAACGACACCUCCUCCUGGGGCUGGCGCCUUGCCUUCCUCGUCCAGGUUCCCGUCAGUCUUGUCUCGGCCGUGCUGGUCUACUUCCUCGUCAAGGUCCCUCCCAAGGUCUCCAACAAGUCGCUCAUCUCGCGCAUCGACUUCCUGGGCUCUUUCUUCACCAUCACCUUCCUCAUUCUCCUACUCCUGGGUCUCAAUGCCGGUGGUAACGUCGUGCCCUGGACGCACCCGCUUGUGCUGAUCUCCAUUCCCCUAUCCUUCAUCAUGCUCGCCGGCUUCAUCUAUUGGGAAUCUCGCCCCUGCAACACCCAACCCAUCAUCCCCGUCCGCCUGCUCGCCCACCGUACCGUCUUCACCGCCUGCGUCACCAACCUCAUGUGCACCAUGGUCACCAUGAUGCUCACCUUCUACGUCCCCAUUUACCUGAUGGUUCUCGGUCACACCCCCACCCAAGCCGGUCUCCGCUUGCUCGCCUCCCCGCUGGCCGUCUGCUUCACCAGCUUCGGCUCGGGCCUGAUCAUGAAGGCCACCGGCUUGUACAAGGCGUUGGGCAUCGCCGUCGUCUCGACGCUCGUUGCGGGCGUCGCCGUCCUCACCACCCUAGGUCUGCACACUCCCGGCUGGAUUGUCUUUGUGGCCCUCUUCCUAAUCGGAGGCGGCUACGGCGGCAUGUUGACCGUCACCAUGGUCGCCUGCAUUGCGGCGGUAGACCACUCGCAGCAGGCCGUCAUCACGAGCGCUACUUACGCUUUCCGCUCGGUUGGUGCGACGGUGGGCAUCACGGUUGCGUCGACGGUGUACCAGAACAUCCUCAAGACGGAGCUGUGGGCCCGCUUCGGUGAUUGGCCGGGGGCGGAGCAGCAGAUUGGUAGGAUCAGAGACGACUUGGGCGAGCUGAACAGGUUGCCGCUGGCGUGGAGGGAGGGCGUGAUGGAGUCGUUCAUGGCGGCGUUCAGGGGCGUUUGGUUCACAGCCUUGGGCAUGGCAGCGGCUGGGUUGGUGGCUGUUUCUUUGAUGAAGCAGCAUAAGCUGCAUUCGACCCUCACGAGACGCGAGGAUUGA